ACCCGCGCUCCUCGAUGACCGCCAAUGUUAGCGGUGGGGCAGAUGGAUGCUAAUCGGCAGAGCGCGUUCGUCCUCAGCAGCACGCCGCUGGCCGCGCUGCACAACAUGGCCGAGAUGAAGACCUCCCUCUUCCCCUACACCCUGCAGAACCCCUCCGGCUUCAAGGCGCCGGCCCUCGGCGGACUCAACACGCAGCUCCCCUUGGGGACGCCGCACGGAAUAAGCGACAUCCUGGGACGGCCCGUGGGCUCCGCCAGCAACCUGCUGGGCGGGCUGCCCCGCAUCAACGGGCUGGCGGCCUCGGCCGGGAUGUACUUCAACCCCGCCGCCGUCUCCCGGUACCCGAAGCCGCUGGCGGAGCUGCCGGGGCGGCCGCCGAUUUUCUGGCCGGGAGUGGUGCAGGGCUCUCCCUGGAGAGACCCCCGGCUCGCCUGUCCCGCUCAGACGGGGAUGGUUUUGGACAAGGACGGCAAGAAGAAACACUCGCGACCGACUUUCUCUGGGCAGCAGAUUUUUGCUUUGGAGAAAACCUUCGAACAGACGAAAUACUUGGCAGGACCGGAGAGAGCCCGCCUCGCCUAUUCCCUAGGGAUGACCGAGAGCCAAGUGAAGGUGUGGUUCCAGAACAGACGGACCAAGUGGCGGAAGCGGCACGCGGCGGAGAUGGCCUCGGCCAAGAAGAAGCACGACUCGGAGACGGAGAAGCUGAAGGAGAGCUCGGACAAUGAGGACGAUGACGAGUACAACAAGCCCUUGGACCCCAACUCAGACGACGAAAAAAUCACGAGGCUAUUGAAAAAGCACAAAUCCACGAACCUGUCCCUGGUCAGCCCCUGCAGCACCAGCUCGGACACCUUGUGAGGCCGCUGGGGCCAGACCCGCCUCCCUGGGUGCUCGACGGGUGUCUUGUACAGCCUAAGAUGUAUGUGAAAUGUAUAUAUAUUUUUUACAGAAUAAGUUAUGAAAUUAUUUUCCUUCUCAUCGAUGUAAAUUUCAGAGGAAUUUUUCCAACUUUUUGGUGUUUUUUUUUUUUCCUUUGUUUCCUGUCCCCCUUAGGUUUCCCCUAUUUCUUUCAGCCUUCUUGCCGACUUCUGCUCCUAACAAUCAGAUGGUUACGUUUUGUAUGGGUCGCCAAAUUCCAGCUCAGCCACUUUGUAUAUAGUAAAUUUCAGAUUUUGUGAUGUAUAUUUCUAGUGUAAAAAAAAAAAAGAGGCUGUUUUCUUUCACUCCCUCCCUCAGUGUUUUGGCGGUUUGAUUUCUCCUGUCUCUGGAUUUUACGCUUAAUGAUACCGAAAGAGAAAACAACCCAAAAAAGCACGAGAGAAAAAGGGACACACGAUUUUACAUUGGGAUCAAAUAACGUCUCCACGCGGGUUGGAAAGACUUUGUAUAAAUCAAUAAAUUA
This is a messenger RNA of Apus apus (common swift), 1405 nucleotides long. RefSeq names its product NK6 homeobox 2 (gene NKX6-2). The record is from RefSeq and is a predicted model, not a curated record. NCBI's taxonomy places the organism in Eukaryota, Metazoa, Chordata, Aves, Apodiformes, Apodidae. Gene Ontology annotation, cellular component: nucleus. Gene Ontology annotation, molecular function: RNA polymerase II cis-regulatory region sequence-specific DNA binding; DNA-binding transcription factor activity, RNA polymerase II-specific. The coding region runs from base 25 to 861 and encodes 278 amino acids. Gene Ontology annotation, biological process: regulation of transcription by RNA polymerase II; cell differentiation. The transcript has 3 exons.